Capronia epimyces CBS 606.96 is the source of this 1257-nucleotide messenger RNA. RefSeq lists its product as uncharacterized. The transcript is spliced from 3 exons. Gene Ontology annotation, cellular component: Golgi apparatus; endoplasmic reticulum. Gene Ontology annotation, molecular function: protein-cysteine S-palmitoyltransferase activity. The record is from RefSeq and is a predicted model, not a curated record. Bases 1 to 1257 code for a protein of 418 amino acids. Gene Ontology annotation, biological process: peptidyl-L-cysteine S-palmitoylation; protein targeting to membrane. NCBI's taxonomy places the organism in Eukaryota, Fungi, Ascomycota, Eurotiomycetes, Chaetothyriales, Herpotrichiellaceae.
AUGAGUGUCAUUCGCACGAUCGCGGCCGUCAUCCUCAGUAUUUCAUUUGUGGUCUUCGUCGCGCUCUUCGGACGGCUGCCCAUCUUCCGGCGCACGCCUAUUGCUUUUCUCUAUCGACUGCUCUGGAAACACAUCCCGAAUGGCUUCGUCGCCGUGGAUGAUCGACUCACCGGCCGCCGCGUAUCGCGGAGCCUGGCUCGGACAGGCGACUAUCUUAUGAACGAAGCGCACCCGCUGGUGCUGAUCUUUUUCGUCCUCCUACAAGUUGUCGGAGAGGUUCUGUUCAUUCCAGCCGCCUGGGCCCGGUUCACGGUGUCUCAGCUCACGCUGCUACCUCCCCUUGUGCUCGCCCCUUUGGCGUUUCUCUAUCUCUCGGCUACGACCUCCAGCAACAUUACUCCGCACAACCAUCGAUCGUCGAUGCUUGCCUACCCCUAUGACUACGCUCUCUUCCAUCCCGGCUACUUCUGUAGUACUUGUCGCCGUGCAAAGCCGCCCCGUUCGAAGCACUGUUCGCUCUGCAAGGCCUGUGUCCAGAGACAGGAUCAUCACUGCAUCUGGAUCAACAAUUGCGUCGGCCGGAACAACUACCUCUGGUUCAAUCUGUUGCUGGUCAGUAUAGCGGCCCUGCUGGCUUAUGGGGCCUCACUCGGCUAUCUCCUUCUUGAUGCACACCUACAGCAGAAGCUGGUUCCCCCGGCUCUUACGAGGGGAAGUGUCACAUCAAAACGAUGGAGCACCCGCAUGACUUGGACCGAGUUUGCGCAUUGCUGGGCCUGGGUUAUCAGCAAGGAAUGGCGCAUCGGAGCCGUCAUGAUGCUGGCAGCCAUGUCGUGCCCGCUCGCCUUGGGGUUUCUGCUCUACCAUGUCUAUCUGAUCUGGGCCGGAAUGACGACAAACGAAAGUGCCAAGUGGGGUGACUGGAAGGAAGACAUUGCCGACGGCGUGGCCUUCAGGGCCGAGAUGCGCCAAAUCAGAGAGAUAUAUCCACCACUGCCUGAAGAUGUCGAGCCUCGUGAUGAAGACGUCAGGUGGCCGGCUGGAGUCCGGGCGAAGUGGUGGAUGGUUCGAACGAAGAACGGCCAACCGCCCAUGAAAAAGGCGAUGCAAGAUGAGGCCUCUGAGACAGAUGUUGGCGAGGUUCGAGAAGAACCUGAUGAGCGCUGGGUCAAGGUCAAGUCCAUCGCGGAAGUCGAGAAUCUGUAUGACCUGGGAUUUUGGGGCAAUCUAGGGGAUGGGCUUUUCAACAGGGGCUAG